ACAGGGAUGGCAAAUAGAUCCCCCCCCCGACUCCGGGAGAGCAGGAGGAGGACGAUGCACGAAUACGAGAGCUUCUCCGGCUGUGCUACGAAGAAGGCAUCCUCCCCAGGGACAUCGACCCAGGGGAAAUGACGGUGCAAGGACGCAACGUCAGGUUUAAAGUGAAGGACUCCAUCGAUAGAGUGACGGUACAGUGGCUGAAGGAGCGGACGAUUACCGUGAUUUUUAGAGAUGCAGCCCGGUUUCUCCCGAGGAACGUGAAGGAGGACCUCAGUAGGGCUUAUGAAGUCGAAAGAAUCCAGGCGGGUGAUUUCGGCGAAGGCCUUAGCAGAGGAAGAGUCAAGCUGGAGAGCUUAAGCGUAGCUUCGUAUGUUGCCAAGAGCACUAUCAUUUUCUCAUGGCUCGUGGAUAAGCGAAGUGCAGAAGUUGUGUUGGGAGGAGAUACAUACAGGAUGGAAUUCAAGCCCUGGCUCACCACUGCUCAGGUGAGGGAGCAACGUAGACUGGAGGAUCUUUCGACCUUUUGGGUCAUUGCUGUUCAAGUACCAUUGGACGCUAUGUUCUAUCUGGAGUCGCAUAUACGACGAGCAAUCGGCCCGGUAACGUUGACGCAUCCGCCAGAGCGUGACCGGCAAAAGCCGGCGCUGGUUAACAUCAAGUUCGAUCUCGAACCGGAGGCUAGGCCGAAUAUGAAGGAUUCGAUAAUUGUAGAUACCUUCGAAGGAGAUGAACUUGAGGUUAAGCUUGCCUCUUCAGAUACUCCACGUUGUCGAAAAUGUCGUGCGUUCUUUCACACAGCUGACGAAUGCAGGAGAGGAGGCCGGUCUUGUCAGCAGCAAGGUAGUGCAGGAGGCCAAGGCGGCAGAGAAGGCAUGGUGCAGGAGAGUUCGGCCAGACAGCUUUACCAAGGACCCCUUGGAAGAGGAGGGGCGAGUGCUCAACCUGCGGCUUCUUCCGUGGGAGGUGGACCGACCCAGCCACUAGAGAUGGGGUUUGCUAAUGUCUUUCAGAACCCUGCAUACAUGGCGGUUCCACAGGUGUUGCAACCCAACGCCUAUCUGGCACAGUUGCUCCAAGAGCUGGCGAUAGCACAAGCAAGUAAUGUGAUUCCGUUUGGUUACCCAUCGGGAUUGUCUCAACAGAUGGGGAAUCCAGGAGGUGGAGGAGGUUUUCAACUGUAUCAGGAGGUGCAGAACAGGUUACAGCCAUCCUGUCUCUUUCCAGGAGGGAGCCAUGCGGAUCAACAGGGAGGCACCGGUGGGGGUACGAGUUCCAGUCAGACGCCAACCAGAACAGAUCGUCCGAACUUGGCAACUCCGGGAGGGAGAACACGGGGGAACACCCCCGGAAAGCACAGAAGGGUGGAUAGCGAGGGGCAAGACGAAGCUCUAAGGGAGGCGUCAGCCUCGUCCCUCCCGGGAUCGGAGGGAUCAGGAGAUCAAGAAACAAUAAUUGGAACUCCAGGCAUGAAUAUCACUAGAAGACGUACGCCAAUGACCAUCAGUCGCGGUCAAUUGGACAUCGUUGAGAACAGGAUUUUGCCUUUCAUAUGCCCAGUGGCGAAAGGGUCCUUUUCGGUGAUUGCUUGGAGCGGUGGAGAUGGUGUGCCGAAACUCUUUAGCACGGGCUCUCCGGAGCAGCCUAUGCCGACCACUGUCACCAAUAUUAUCCAGGUAGUUGUACGUGGCAAAUUCUUGGUUCGUCUGAUUCCGGACGCAACUAUGGGCAGAUUCAUCCUAGACCUGGAGAAUGGGAGAAAGCUAAAGUUCUUCGUCCCUAUCUUCGAUGCACAUAUGGAGUCAACACAACAAGCCAGGCUAGAACAGGAAGGGAUGAGACUUCUUCCACUGACCUGGUUUGCUGAAGGCAGACGACAAGAACUUCGAAGAAUCAGAGUGCCCCCAUUUCGCACGGGAGAAUUCCUUGCAGAGAUAAAUGGUAAACUGCCAAGGGACAAGCAGCUCAACUCUAAGUUCAUUAGAGAUUUUCUUUCAUUGCCUUGGGAUCAGCAGCCGUCGAUAUCUGGAACAGCCAACCUCAUCCAACAUGCAACUGGGAAUCUCGCCAUGAAUGGUUAGGCUUCGCCUGUCCACAUGGAAUUUGCGCGGCCUGGUUGACCAGUCGGGUAAGUUUAAGAAAGCGAGGCUUAAAUCUUGGCUCCACGAAAAAAGAAUCCACAUAGCAUGUCUACAGGAAACCAAGCUUAGUGAGGAUAGAGUAAUGAAUUAGGAACUUGGUG
Chara braunii is the source of this 2239-nucleotide messenger RNA. NCBI's taxonomy places the organism in Eukaryota, Viridiplantae, Streptophyta, Charophyceae, Charales, Characeae. The record is from the annotation of a GenBank genome assembly.